AUGAAUUUAGCGAUUAGGAUCCCUCAGAUGAUGCCAGUCCUGCAGGAAGUUCUCCGCGCACAUCCAGGGAUCGCAACAAAAACAAUGAGGGAGCAAUUCGAAAAACUCAUCUUACAGCCCCUUCAAAAGCUCAAGCCACCUCGGGGGCUUGAAUCUAUCAUCUCUAUUAAGACCAUGGUAAUAGUGAUUGACGCCUUAGAUGAAUGCGAAGGAGAUGAUGAUAUUCGACUUAUAUUGCAACUUCUUCCAAAAUUGAAACGUCUAACUUCUUUACGCUUACGAGUGCUUUUGACUAGCAGACCUGAUCUACCAGUCCGUCUAGGAUUUUCGAGGAUUGCAAGCGAGGACCACAAAGAUCUCAUUCUCCAUGACAUCCCUGAGGAAGUGAUCGAGCACGAUAUAGCCUUGUUCCUUGAGCGCCAACUUGCUGAGAUUAGAACCGAACGCUCCCUCCCUACAGAUUGGCCUGGAGACGAAGAUUUUCGAAAACUAAUAACAAUACCCAUUCCUUUAUUCAUUUUCGCUGCCACUAUCUGUCGUAUGUUAGGUGAUCCCAUUUGGGAUCCUAGAGGAAGUCUUGCUGAAGUCUUUGCGCAUCAAAAUGAUUUAUCUGAGCUAGAUAGGACGUAUCUUCCAGUUCUCAACCGUCUUCUCCACGGACAACAUGGGAAGCAGAAGAGCAGACUCAUCUCGGAAUUUCAGCAGGUGAUUGGCUCCAUCGUGAUACUUCAGAGUCCACUGUCAAUUCUAUCACUUUCAAAGUUUAUAGACCUUCCAGCAGAUCUUAUACGACUUCGCCUUGACGCGCUGCACUCUGUGGUCAGGGUACCAGACAACGAAACAAUACCUAUCCGUCUUUUCCACCUCUCUUUCCGGGACUUUCUUCUCGAUCCAGAAACUGCUCAAAAAACUUCUUUCUGGAUGAAUGAGGCGAAUGUGCACCAUACCGUGACCAUGCAAUGCCUAUACGUGUGUCACAGUCUGCGGAGAAAUAUAUGUGAGCUACCAAGUGUCGGCACUCGACUGAUAGAAAUUGAUUUGGAGACUAUCGACAAGUACAUUGCUCCAGAGUUACAGUAUGCCUGCAAAUAUUGGGUAUAUCAUUUGGUCCGCUGUAACGAAUUCGGAAACACAGUUUCCUAUGCUUUCUCAUUUCUUCGCUCUCAUUUCUUGCACUGGGUGGAAACGAUGAUCCUAUUGGACCUUGCAUCAGAUGUACUUGGUAUUCUUCGUGAUUUCCAAAUAUUCGUAUCGGUAAGUCCUAAAGAUAAUCAGAUAAACCUUGGAAGUCUGCACAUUCAUACUAACAGUUUCAAUUUUCAGGGCAACAAUGGAUCUCCUGAGGAUUUUGAUUUCCUUCAUGACACAACGCGGUUUAUAUUGAAAAAUCGUCGUAUGGAAGCACCUCUUCAGGUCUAUUGUGCAGGGCUCGUUUUUGCGCCUGGUACGGCAAUAAUCCGUAGACAGUUUGAUGGAGAGCUUCCUAAUUGGAUAUCCCAGUUACCAACAGUUGAACAAGAAUGGGUUGCAGAAUUAGACGUCCUUGAAGGCCACUCAGAAGAAGUUCGUUCGGUGGCUUUUUCGCCUGAUUCUCGCCUAUUGGCGUCUGGCUCAAUGGAUGGGACAAUAUGCCUCUGGGACCCAGCGACAGGAUCACACAUACAGACCCUCAACGAUGCAAAUGACUAUUUCAACUCAGUGGUCUUUUCGCCUGACUCUCGCAUGUUGGCGGCUGGCUCAAAUGAUGGUACAGUGCGCCUCUGGGAUCCAGUGACAGGCGCGCUCGUACAGACUCUCACCGGCAAACGCCGUGGAGGCGUGGUCAACUCUGUGGCCUUUUCGCCUAAUGGUCGCCUGUUAGUAUCUGGCUCUGAUGAUAAGAAGGUAUAUCUCUGGGACCCAGUCAUAGGCAGACUUAAAAGAUUUUCAAAGGCCAUUCAGAUAGUGUUGAGUCAGUAUCCUUCUCACGUGAUGGUCACCUACUUGCGUCUGGCUCCGCAGACACAAUAG
Molecule: messenger RNA, 2010 nt
Organism: Penicillium malachiteum
Lineage: Eukaryota; Fungi; Ascomycota; Eurotiomycetes; Eurotiales; Aspergillaceae
Product: WD40 repeat domain-containing protein
Exons: 1
Coding region: 1-2010 (669 amino acids)
Molecular function (GO): protein binding
Source: RefSeq, a predicted model, not a curated record